This is a messenger RNA of Raphanus sativus (radish), 1221 nucleotides long. Its product is annotated as gamma-interferon-responsive lysosomal thiol protein. Gene Ontology annotation, molecular function: oxidoreductase activity, acting on a sulfur group of donors, disulfide as acceptor. NCBI's taxonomy places the organism in Eukaryota, Viridiplantae, Streptophyta, Magnoliopsida, Brassicales, Brassicaceae. The coding region runs from base 270 to 1058 and encodes 262 amino acids. The record is from RefSeq and is a predicted model, not a curated record. The transcript has 6 exons.
CCAAGGAGUUAACACCACAACGGAAGUGACAUAGUACAAAGGGAAACGUCUGGGGCAAAGUCACAAGGCCUCACGGUAGCAGCGGCGUGGUUUUAGCCAAAUUCACAUCCUAGUUUGCCUCCUAAAGCUAUGGUAUCUACACGUGGCUAUGAUCAUUACAGCCAUACCAGAUGUAGCCGAUAAUCAGUUAUCUUCAUCUCUUCUGCUCUGAACAUUGAAGAUAUCGAAUAGUAAUUCAGAGACACAACAACAGCUUUGUCUUUGCAUCUAUGGCGUCGAUGCCGACGAUCAAACUUGUUCUCCUAGUCUGCUACGUUUCUCUUCUCUGCCUUGCAUCAUCAUCAUCACCUGAUCUUUCUGGAAUAUCUAAACCAUCUUCUUCGCAGAAAGUCUCGCUGGGACUGUACUACGAGUCUCUAUGUCCAUACUGUUCUUCCUUCAUAGUAAACCACCUCACAAAGCUCUUCGAAGACGAUCUCAUAUCAAUCGUCGACCUCCAUCUGUCUCCCUGGGGCAACACCAAGCUCCGCUCCGAUAAUGACACCGUCGUUUGCCAGCACGGUGCAUAUGAAUGCUUCUUGGACACGGUAGAAGCUUGUGCGAUUGAUGUUUGGCCUGAAUUGAGCGAUCAUUUCCCGUUCAUUUACUGUGUUGAGAGUUUGGUGAUUGAACACAAGUACAAAAAGUGGGAGACUUGUUAUGAGAAGCUCAAUCUGAACUCAAAACAUGUAUCGGAUUGCCUCAGCAGUGGACAUGGGAAAGAGCUUCAGUUGCAGUAUGCUGCAGAAACUAGUGCACUUGAGCCGCCUCAUAAAUACGUUCCCUGGGUUGUCGUGGAUGGUCAGCCACUUUAUGAGGAUUAUGAAAACUUCAUAAGCUACAUCUGCAAGGCUUACAAAGGUAACAAACUGCCUGGAGCGUGUGCCAAAUAUUCUUCCAUCCGUAGUGUCAAAGUGAAUCGCUUCCCUCUGGUUUGCCGGAAUGGAGUCUAUACGAUGUGGGAUUUGUUGGAACGUAUCAAAACCUCUUUGUUGUCAUUCGUCACAGGCCUGCUAUAAACACCUUGUCUUGCUGUUGUGCUGUGUAGCAUGAUACCCUGAAAAGCUUAUAUAGAUUUCUUAGUUAUGAUGAAGAUGUAUGGUUUACAUAUCAGAAUCCAUGUUUGUUGGGUUGUGUCAGUGACCUCAAGUCUUGUGAUAAUAAAUGGAACAGUUUGUUUUC